Anastrepha ludens (Mexican fruit fly) is the source of this 1882-nucleotide messenger RNA. Its product is annotated as transmembrane protein 87A. Gene Ontology annotation, biological process: retrograde transport, endosome to Golgi. NCBI's taxonomy places the organism in Eukaryota, Metazoa, Arthropoda, Insecta, Diptera, Tephritidae. Gene Ontology annotation, cellular component: membrane; Golgi apparatus. The transcript is spliced from 11 exons. The record is from RefSeq and is a predicted model, not a curated record. The coding region runs from base 148 to 1818 and encodes 556 amino acids.
GACAAUCGGUCGAAGGAGACUGUCAGAAUUUUUUGUUUUUCGUUUUGUGUUCUGCCUAUUUGCUGAGUCUGCUUGUUGACGUCGAUUUUCCGUGAAAAUUUUGUGAUUAAUCUAAAUCUCAAAUAAGGAAGUGGUAAAUAAAUAAUAAUGUUGAGAAGAAAACUACUGGUGGUGGUGAAAGCGUUUCUAAUGGUGGCUUUGUUUGUGCCAGUGACGCAUGGAAAAUCUGAUCCUGGCAAAACUAUGAAAAUACUAACGCCGAGCGCAAAUGUGGCACGUGAACAGCGACCAUUGCUAGCCAACUCUAAAAUAAAAGUGCACAUCGAAUGUGAAAGCCAUGAGCAGUUAAAUGUUAUCGUUACAUGGACACUUUUUGAACGACCAUGUUGGUAUGAUAAACGCUUGCCCGAAAGUUUGUACAAUGCUUAUGAGCAGCAAUUGCAAUUGCAAAACAAAUCAGAUUCCGGUUUCAUUACCAUGGACACGAAAAAUUCCUUAUGUCCAAUGCAUCCAAUUUUGCUACCCGAAAAACCAUGGCCAAUACGAGAAACAACCGGUGCAGCAGCAAAAGCACCAGGCGCAGCUGCAACGUCAUCACCAGCCACGGCUGCGUUGCAAUCAGCGAAUACAUUCAAACAUCCUACAGCGCCAUAUGCAAAAACUAUCAUAACUAUCGGCAGAGAUGGCAUCUACGAUUUGACACUGAAAAUUGAGGCUGCCAAAACAUCCGACGCAUCAGACUUUUCCUCGCUCGUUCAACUGGAUAUUGUUGGCCCCGAUGGCGGUUACCUCUCAGCCAUUGAUCACCCAUUGUUGGCGUUCUAUGGCAUAAUGUGCGUUGUCUAUGUGAUUUUCGGCGUUAUCUGGCUCUCUGUGUCGUUCAUGCAAUGGCGUGAUCUGUUGCGCAUACAAUUCUGGAUUGGUGGCGUCAUACUGCUGGGCAUGUUAGAGAAAGCCUUCUUCUACGCACAGUACUACAGUUUGAACACGACAGGUGUUCCCGUGCAGGGUGCUGAACUGGUGGCGGAAUUCGUUUCGUGCGCAAAACGCACCUUGGCUCGCAUGCUUGUCAUUAUUAUGAGUCUAGGAUUUGGCAUUGUAAAACCGCGUUUGGGUCCAAUGCUUCAUCGCGUGGUCGGUGUUGGUGCGCUUUACUUUGUGCUGGCCUGCGUUGAGAGUUAUUUGCGUGUGACAAGCACGAAAACCGAUGAGCAGCUGGUUGCCGCCAUUCCCUUGGCUGUGCUGGACACAGGCAUUUGCUGGUGGAUAUUCACCUCGCUGGUACAGACCACCAGAACGCUGCGCUUGAGAAGAAAUAUGGUUAAAUUGUCGUUGUAUAGACACUUCACAAACACACUGAUAUUCUCGGUGAUUGCAUCAGUGAUGUUUAUGUUGUAUGCAUUGCAUGUGCGCAAGACACAAAACUGUACACCGGUUUGGCGUAAUAUUUGGUUAGAUACCGCCUUCUGGCAUGUGCUUUUUUCGGUGUUAUUGCUGGUGAUUAUGAUUUUGUGGCGCCCCACAAACAAUAAUCAACGCUAUGCCUUCACACCGUUGCUUGAUGCCCCCGAAGAUGAGGAUGACGAUGAGGAAGAUCAAUUUGUCGCCGAUGCGUAUGGCGUAAAAAUGCGCAAUUCCCAUACAAAUGGCGGUACCAAAACUCCACCAAAUUCACAGCGCGCUACAACAACCGAGGAGGAUGAUUUGCGUUGGGUAGAAGAUAAUAUACCAUCAUCAAUAGCGGACCCAGCGUUGCCAGUUUUGGAUUCGGACGAAGAAAUUAUAACUACGAAAUUCGAAGUUUCGAAAAUGCAAUAGAGUUAGACUAUAGUAAGAAAACAAAAAAAAAAAAAACAGCACGACACACACAAUAAAAACAAAA